UCCAGCUAACAACAGUAUUCAGUUAUUCGCCGCAUCGCGGCCACAAAGUGGAUCGUAAUCAGCGCGAUCAAACGUAGAUUGCCGCAACAGUUAAGAUCGGAGGACCGAUGUACUGUUCGCGUUACAAUUCACGCGAAGAACUUGUUUAGGUUAAUUGUAUCUGUAGGCUGUAGCCCGAAUAAGUAACGUAAAACGAAUUAUUUUGCGAAGUGAAGAGCAUUGUCAAGAUGUUCCGCUAUAUUUUACUGCUGGCCACCUUGAUCGCCCUGUUGGGGUCGGCACUGGCCGAUAGCGAAUCCCGAAACCGGCAGAACGCGCGGCGCUGUCUGCGCUACGGCCGCAUCGCCCUGGCCGACGGGAGCGCCACGGACGGCUACAAGAACGCCAAGGGCUGCGGAUGCGAAGCGGCCCGCGACCAAGAGUGGAACCAGCCGCAGUUUGCUAACAAUUACGCACCGGUCUGCGCCAGAGACGGCAAGUGGAAAUCGGUGCAGGACGACCAGGUCAACAUGUGGUGCGUGGACAGCCAGGGCAAUCAGGUCUCCCGUGCCGUGCCAAAAAACAGUCGGGGUGGCGCGAAACCCUGCUAAAGAAACCGUAACGUUUGAUAGACUGUUAACUAGUUGUUCAAAUCGCUGCCAACGUAUAGCGCGUUUGAACUGUGUUUGUGGUGAGUUAACUGAAUUAAAAAAUGCCUGUAAAAAACUUUCACAGUUGCUGGACGCAGCGCAGUCACGUGUUAUCUAAUCGUUUGCUUGGAAAUAAAGUUGUUAAUUUAACUGUUUCCGUCACUAUUCUGGAGAACUUCAUGAAA
This is a messenger RNA of Paramacrobiotus metropolitanus, 814 nucleotides long. RefSeq lists its product as uncharacterized. The transcript has 2 exons. The record is from RefSeq and is a predicted model, not a curated record. Lineage: Eukaryota; Metazoa; Tardigrada; Eutardigrada; Parachela; Macrobiotidae. The coding region runs from base 228 to 590 and encodes 120 amino acids.